Acaulospora morrowiae is the source of this 218-nucleotide messenger RNA. NCBI's taxonomy places the organism in Eukaryota, Fungi, Glomeromycota, Glomeromycetes, Diversisporales, Acaulosporaceae. The record is from the annotation of a GenBank genome assembly.
GAGGCGCAUUUCUAAAUAGUAGGCGGCACCAUAGUUCAUAUGAUGAUUCAAUCAAAAGUUCCACACCUCCCCCUAACGCCAUCGUAAUGAUCCCUGCAAAAAACAGCGUUCACAACCGGUGUAAAUUAUGCAAUUUCUCCAGUGAUCCAAGUUCCCCGCAUUUUCUUACUAAUAACGCGCCAUCAGAAUUACGAAAAUUGACAUUUUCUUCCCGCUAG